CAUGCAACUUCCAACCGACGACCUUGGCCGCGCUUUUCCAGUCGUUGGCCGCGCUUUUCCAGUCACGCAGGCCGCACUUUCUCUCUCACACGAAACGCAAUUAUUCCUCUCCAAACAGCGCCUCCUGCCUGCCCGCCCGCCCGCCCGCUGCAUCAACGCACAGUUUCCACCAUUCAAAAUUUCCCAAUCCGAAACGCGACGAUGAAUUCAAUUUCCGUUUCUCUUUCCCCCUUCCCCGCCGUACACCGCCGCCAUCGCUCUCAGUUACCGUUCCCCCUCGGCCAUCCAAUCGCCCCCGCACCACGCCCUUCCUUCAUCCCUCUCUGCUCUCGCCGACGCCCGCUCGUCGUUUCCGCCUCCUCCCCCGGCACCACUAAUUCCACGCCUCCAAGAAGCGCGAUUAUUUACACGGUGGGUGAUUUCAUGACGAAGAAGGAAGAGUUGCACGUUGUCAAACCUACGACGACUGUUGAUGAAGCUCUAGAGUUUCUUGUGGAUAAAAGAAUUACCGGCUUUCCUGUGAUUGAUGACAACUGGAAAUUGGUUGGUGUUGUUUCAGAUUAUGACUUGUUAGCACUUGAUUCUAUCUCAGGUGGUGGUCAUUCAGAUGCAAACCUGUUCCCUGAUGUUGAUAGUUCCUGGAAGGCAUUUAAUAGGAUACAGAGACUGCUUAGUAAAACUAAUGGAAAAGUUGUGGGCGAUUUGAUGACACCUGCUCCUCUUGUUGUCCGUGAAACCACCAAUCUUGAGGAUGCUGCGAGGUUGUUGCUCGAAACAAAGUACCGUCGUCUGCCUGUUGUAGACAGUGAUGGCAUGCUGGUUGGAAUCAUUACAAGGGGAAAUGUCGUUAGAGCUGCUCUUCAGAUCAAACAUGCUAACGAGAGAUACCAUAAUUGAAGAUCAUGAAUAUUUGAAGAUCUCAGAGGGUAUUUUGUUUGGCCAACUAUAGCAUCAGAAUAGGAGAAGGCAGUUCGAAUAUCUGAAACGUUUUGCCAUAUCAAUUGCAGCAUUUGGAGGUCAGUAAUGAUAAACCUCCUUCAGUCUAUAUGUCUUCAUUUGUCCUUAAUCACUUUCUUUGUGCUUGUGCCUCUAGUCUUAAUUAGCAUUUCCUCAUUGUUUGAUGAAAUAGAGGAGCUUUGAUUGGGAUUUCAUAGCGUUGAUUAAGCAGUCUUGUGUAAAAUUUUGAACUGUGAUACGUGUAUUUGUGUUUGGGGAGCAAAACUAUGACAAACUUGAGCUAUAUAUGCAUAUACAUGUUUUGAAAA
This is a messenger RNA of Rhododendron vialii, 1265 nucleotides long. Its product is annotated as CBS domain-containing protein CBSX1, chloroplastic-like. Lineage: Eukaryota; Viridiplantae; Streptophyta; Magnoliopsida; Ericales; Ericaceae. Bases 202 to 897 code for a protein of 231 amino acids. The transcript has 8 exons. The record is from RefSeq and is a predicted model, not a curated record.